Chelonoidis abingdonii (Abingdon island giant tortoise) is the source of this 2300-nucleotide messenger RNA. It is a transcript of the gene IL7, whose product is annotated as interleukin 7. The record is from RefSeq and is a predicted model, not a curated record. Gene Ontology annotation, biological process: immune response. Gene Ontology annotation, molecular function: growth factor activity; interleukin-7 receptor binding. Gene Ontology annotation, cellular component: extracellular region. NCBI's taxonomy places the organism in Eukaryota, Metazoa, Chordata, Testudines, Testudinidae.
ACCCCUCCCAAGCAAACAACAAAACCAGCCUUUUCCAAUGGCCUGAUUACUAACAAACGGUUCUUUCCACGCGCUUUGCCAAGGUACAUCCUUCUGCCUUUGCCGCACAUUGGGAUCCCCGAAGGGCUGGGCGUGGAAGGCAUGUGUGAUCCCACCUCCUCUUCCCCGGCCCGGGACAAGCCACACAAGCAGCGCCUCCAGCUGUCACUUCUGCUGGGGCUCUGGCCUUUGCCGUGCAGCGCUGCCUUUCCCCAACUUCUCCGCCCCCCCAGCCGCGCUCUGACCGCAGGCUCUGGCUAUCUCGGUGGACUUGCGGACGGAUCCCCGACCGGGCAGGUUUCGGGGCGCGGGGCGCUUUUCUGCGCAGGGGGGAGGGGAAGCGGGCUAACUUCGCCGUCCCACCUGCUCUGCGGCGGAGCGCCCGGGAGGGCAACCUCCUGCGCGAGCGCCUGCCCAGCCCCUGGCCGCGGUGCAGCCUUUGAGUCGGCAGCCUUGGCUGGAGAGCGGGGGCCACACGGGCAGAGCAGAAAGUGAAAGUAACUUGUGCACGCGGAAGUCCUAUGGGAAAAGCAGAGCCCCGCGGAGCCAGCGCGUCUCCCCCAAGAAAGAUGCGGCCGGAGGGCUGCUGAGUCGGGGAACGCCCGCUCCUUUGCACAGCGGCGCCUGGCGCAGCCAGGCCCGGCGGAUUCUGCACUCCCAGAGCCUCCCCUCGGGCUCUGCACCAGCCUCGCACCAUGCACAAGCCUCUGCCACCACCAUGACCGAGAAGCCACCAGCGCAGCUCUCUCCACCUCCCCCUGCGGACAAUGUUCCAUGUUUUUUUUAGGUCUGUCUUUGGGAUUCUGCCACUGUUCGUAGUUCUGUUGCCAGUAAAUUCAUCUACUUGUGUGAUGGAAAAUACAACUGUAAUACGUGAAAAGUACGAGAAUAUCCUAAGCCACGAUAUUGAAUUGCUGGAAAAUAUGUCUGAAGAGUAUCGUGACAGGUGCUGCAGGAAUAAAAGACAUGAAAACCCCAGUGCAUUUUUCUGCAAUGAUACUCAGGAAAUAAGGUCAUUACAGAAUAUGGCAUGUGACAUGCUUAAGUUCUUUUAUAAAAAAAAGAUCAACAAAGAUUUCAGAUGGCAAACUGCUCGAGUUUCAUGUAUGACAUUAGAAAUUCUACAUUGCAGAUGUGAUAGAGAGAGCAAAAAUAGAAAGGUUUGCAUAUUGCUUACACAACCCAGCAAAGACACACUAGGGGCACAAGACCCCAAGAAAAAAUGUUGCCAAGAAUUAUGUGAACUAAAAGAAACUAUAGCUAGCCUUAGAUCCUGCUGGAAUAAGUUUGAAAAAGAAAUUGCUAGUCCUGAUGAGAAGAUCCAAUACCUUGUUCCUGGGGACAAAGCCAUUGGAAACCAACAAAUUCUAAAGUUCAAGAAGUGGAAGCUAACAACACAAUUGGAAGCAAAGACAUACAGAACAGAAUGCUGUAGCCUCAUCUUCACAUGAUGAAAAACACUUAGACUUUGUAGCUAUCUACAGGUACUUGGUCAUGUUUUUUCAGUAACUUUAUAUGACUUUAAGGUGAGAAGAAACUUGGGAGGUGCCUACUGUGACAAAUAAUCUUGGAAAAGGCAAAGAAAGCAAAAUGUCAAAUUAAUAUGAUGUUUUAUAUAACUACAUCAUGGAUCAAAACUAACAGUUAUGCUAGGUAAGAAUGGCUCCUGAGCCAGUUCUGCUGAUGCAAUAAUAUUUGAAGUACUGGUAUCUGAUGGGAUCUGCAAGCUGCUUUUGAGGCUAAAAAAUGGAACCAGGUCUGUGCCAGAAAAAGAUAGGGGAAUGAAUUAUUUUUACACAGCCUAGGAAGAGGUAUCAGUUUUGGAGGGAUCUAGCACAGACGCUGCUGAAGUAGCUAGAGGCAAGACAGAGUAAGGCCUGUGGAUGGGGAAAAGGGUAGCUCCUGAACACGAGCAAGAUCGGCUGACUGGAGAAAAUAUUAGCAUUGUGGAUUUAGUAAUCACAGUUAGCUGCAGGAAUAGUUAGAAUAGCUUACAUUAAUUGUGAUGACUUUAGUGUAUAUAUUUUAUAUAGCGUAUUUAACAUAAAACAGACAUGACAAGGUAUGUAUGAGUAUUUUCAGAGAAUAAUAUAUUGGCAUUUUACUAAUUAUAUGUUCAUAUUUAAUUUUUGAUGAAUUUAUAAAUAUUUAUUAGUUGCUUAUACCUCACAAUUUCUUACUUAGAUAUUACUACUCCUUUUGUAACAAAAGCCACUUUUAAUAUAUCUAACAAAAUGAUGUCUCUUUUGGUAUCAUUGCUU